Messenger RNA from Malassezia vespertilionis, 1137 nucleotides. RefSeq lists its product as uncharacterized. Gene Ontology annotation, molecular function: L-iditol 2-dehydrogenase (NAD+) activity; zinc ion binding. The transcript has a single exon. The coding region runs from base 1 to 1137 and encodes 378 amino acids. NCBI's taxonomy places the organism in Eukaryota, Fungi, Basidiomycota, Malasseziomycetes, Malasseziales, Malasseziaceae. Gene Ontology annotation, biological process: D-sorbitol catabolic process. The record is from RefSeq and is a predicted model, not a curated record.
AUGGAAAACAGCUUGCCGACGCCGCGCGCGCGCGCGAAUGUGUCUUACGUGCUCGAGUCCGUGGGGCAUACUCUCUUUGAGGACCGGCCCGUGCGUCCUCUUACGCCGCACGAGGUGCGCGUGAAUGUGCGCCAAACGGGCCUGUGCGGCUCUGACUGCCACUACAAGACCCACGGCCAAAUCGGCGACUUUGUGCUGCGUGCGCCCAUGGUGCUGGGCCAUGAGUCUGCAGGCAUCAUUACAGAGGUGGGAAGUGCCGUUACAAACCGCAAGGUGGGCGAUCGCGUCGCGCUCGAGCCUGGCGUGCCGUGUCUGGCGUGCGACGAAUGCAUCGGCGGCACGUACAACCAGUGCCUGGCCCUUGUAUUUGCAGCGACGCCUCCUUACGAUGGGACGCUUGCUACAUACUACAAUAUUCAUGCGUCGUUUGCUCAUCCAUUACCCCACUCGCUCUCGCUCGAGGCGGGCUCGCUGAUGGAGCCGCUGAGCGUCGCCGUGCAUGCGACCGUGGCGCGCGGCCAGGUGCGUGCGCUGGAGAAUGUGCUCGUGUUUGGCGCGGGGCCUGUAGGGCUGCUGAUUGCCGCGGUAGCGCGUGCGUACGGCGCGCGGCGCGUCGUGAGUGUCGACCUGAUCGACGAGAAGCUUGCGUUCGCCAAGUCGUUUUGCGCUACCUCCACGUUCAAGCCCGUGCUGCCUGCAGCCGGCACGUUUGGUAUGGAUAAUACACGCCGCAACAUGGAGGCACUUGUCGAGCGCGAGGGCCUCCAGCGCGAGGGCGGCUUUGAUCUCGUCCUCGACGCGACCGGCGCGCUGUCGUGCCUGCAGAUGGCGGCGUUUGCGGGCCGUCCACGCGGUAGGAUUGUGACGGUGGGAAUGGGAAAUCCCGUCGCGACGCUCCCGCUGACGCAUAUGCUCGUCAAGGAAAUGGUCAUGCUCGGCUCUUUCCGCUACGGCGCUGGCGAUUUUGAGAAAUCCAUCGCGCUCGUCUCCGAUGGCCUCAUCAAUGUCGAGCGCCUCGUCACGCACAGGUACCUCUUCGAAGAUGCAGACAAGGCAUUUGCCACCACCGAGCUCGGCAAGGGCGAGGACGGGCGCUUCGCCAUUAAAGUCCAGCUGUGCCAAGGCGCGGCGUCGUAG